AACCCAAAAAAAGCCCCAACAUCAGAAAUUGAAUACUCAUCUGAAAUCACUGAUUGAAGCCCAAACCGCAGACCCCGCAAACCCUAAUCGAAAAAGAAGCAAAGAUCGAAGCAGCCCCGACGACAUUCGAAGGUGAAAGCGUCGACAUUUUCGCAACCUCACGACCUCGAUUGUAGCCUUGCGACCUCCGUCCGACCAACCUUGCGACCUCCGACCAGCCUCGCGACCUCCCCUCGCGACCUCCGACGAGCCUCGCGACCUCUGACCAACCUUGCGACCUCCGACCAAGCCUCGUGACCUCCGACCAAGCUUGCGACCUCCGACCAGCUGCUCCGAUCUCUGCGUCCGUAGUUUAGUGGUAAGCGGGUCUUCGUAAAUGGAUUUUCUGAUUUCGCAGUUCACAUUUUAUAUUUUCAUUUGAAGAAAUGGGUUACAGAGAUUAUUUUAAAAGUGUUAAAAUUGAAAUGGGUGGCACAGUACUGCUGAAAUGGGUCUUGAUUUUAAAAGAGUUUAAGGAGGAGUGGAAAAGAACCAGUUGCACAAUCAUGUCUGAUGGGUGGACUGAUAAGAAAAGACGUUCAAUUUGUAACUUUCUAGUGAAUAGUCCUAAAGGGACCGUGUUUCUUUAUUCAUUGGAUACAUCAGAUAUCUCAAAAAUUGCAGAUAAAGUGUUUAAGAUGUUGGAUGAUGUAGUGGAAUUUGUUGGAGAGGAGAAUGUGGUUCAAGUGAUUACUGAUAAUGCUGCAAAUUUCAAGGCAGCUGGGGAGUUAUUGAUGAAAAAACGGGAGCAUUUGUAUUGGUCUCCAUGUGCUGCCCAUUGCAUUGAUUUAAUCUUUGAAGAUUUUGAGAAACAUUUAAAGGUCCAUCAAAUUACUAUUAAGAAGGGGAGAAGAAUCACUACCUACAUUUAUGGUAGAGCAAUGCUAAUUAGCAUGCUGAAGAAGUUCACCAAAGGUAGAGACUUGAUAAGGCCAAGUAUGACUAGAUUUGCCACAUCUUAUUUAACUCUUGCAUGUCUCCAUGAAUUGAAAGCAUCAUUAAUGAGCUUCUUUAGCUCUAAUGAGUGGAAAUCAAGCAAAUUUGGAACUUCAAUAGAAGGGAGAAAAAUUGAGCAUGUGGUAUUAGAUAGCCGAUUCUGGAAGAAUGUAACCACUUGUCUCAAAGUUGCUGCUCCUUUGAUGGUGAUCCUUCGACUAGUGGAUUCAGAUGUAAAAUCCGCAAUGGGAUUCAUUUAUGAAGAAAUGGAUUCUGCAAAAGAGAAGAUCAAAUUUAACUUCAAUAAUAUUAAGAAAAGUUAUGAACCGGUUUGGAACAUAAUUGAUGAGAGGUGGAAUAAUCAACUUCAUAGACCUUUGCAUGCGGCUGCAUAUUACCUUAACCCUCACAUGCACUAUGAACCUAAUUUUAGAAAUGAUGAUGUUGAGGUAAAUGAAGGGUUGUAUGAAUGCAUGAAAAGAUUGGUCAAGGAUGUUGCAGAAAGGAAAAAAAUUAAUUUGCAGCUUAUAGAGUUUCAUUUUGCAAAAGGACUUUUCUCAAUGGAAAAUGCAAAAGAUUGUAGGAAAGUUAUGCUUCCUGGAGAAUGGUGGGAGAUGUUUGGAGAUGGAACUCCAAAGUUGAAGCGAUUUGCUAUUCGAGUUUUGAACUUAACUUGCAGUUCUUAUGGGUGUGAGCGUAAUUGGAGCUCAUUUGAAAUGGUGCACACAAAAUGAAGAAACCGUUUGCAUCAAAAAAAGAUGAAUGACUUGGUUUAUGUCAUGUACAACUUGAAGCUCAAAAGUAAACAAAUUAGGAAAACGGUUGCUCUCCCAUUUGAUGAUAUUGAGUCUGAUGAUGAAUGGAUAACGGGAGAUGGAGAUAAUGUUGGGUUUGAGCUUGUUCAAGGUGAAGGUGACGAGGGAAAUGUUGACAUAGUUGGGCCAAGUUAGUUGAUCCUACUUUAGAAGCAUUUGAUCUUGAUAAUAUAGUUUUUGAUGCCAAUGUUGAUGAUGCACACUUAUCAUCUGAGGAAGAGCUUGAUGGUAAUGGAGAAGAUGAUGAAGAAGAAGAUGAUGUUGGAGAUGAUAUAAUUAGAGGAUUGGAGCCAUAAAUUUGAAGUUAUUUAUGCUGUGAUUUGUAUUAACUUAUGUAUUUGGUGUACUUUUAACUUAUAUAACUAGGGAUGUGUGUUGAACUAAGUUAUUUUAGAAUUAUUGAACUAUUAUUUACUUUUUGCAUUAA
Vigna unguiculata (cowpea) is the source of this 2217-nucleotide messenger RNA. RefSeq lists its product as uncharacterized. NCBI's taxonomy places the organism in Eukaryota, Viridiplantae, Streptophyta, Magnoliopsida, Fabales, Fabaceae. The record is from RefSeq and is a predicted model, not a curated record.